Molecule: messenger RNA, 5169 nt
Organism: Spodoptera frugiperda (fall armyworm)
Lineage: Eukaryota; Metazoa; Arthropoda; Insecta; Lepidoptera; Noctuidae
Gene: Pex13
Product: probable peroxisomal membrane protein PEX13
Exons: 6
Coding region: 272-1576 (434 amino acids)
Biological process (GO): protein import into peroxisome matrix, docking
Cellular component (GO): peroxisomal membrane; peroxisome; peroxisomal importomer complex
Molecular function (GO): protein binding
Source: RefSeq, a predicted model, not a curated record
GUCAUUGUCAACAUCUUCCGUAGAUAGUUGGAUUGAGCAGGACGUAUUUUAUAUACAAGUGCAUAUUGAACUGUAUGAAAUAAAUCCAGGUGCCCUUUGCGCAGCUGCGUAAUCUGCAGAGAAAAUCAAUGACUAUUUAUUACUGUGAAACGUUGUUUAUUAAGAUGGCGUGCAUCGCUUAUCAGUGAACGUGUACUUUGUUACUUGACUAAAUUGUUUGUGCGUAUCACGAUAUUCGAGUUGGUAGUGCAGUGUGGAUUACAAAACUACAAUGAGUGACCCACAGAUGAAUUUUAACUACGGCAGUAACAUGCCAAUGCCGAGCAAUAUUGGCAUGCCGCCGCAUGAUCCGGCGUACCAUUAUACUCCUCCAGGAAUGCAUCAAAUGUCUGGGGUUCAGGCCAACCAGCCUCCUCCGGUGCCGCCCAGGAUAGACUUGAACCAAGCCCUUGCUCAACCGUCCUAUGGGGGGAUGGGGGCUUAUGGAGGAAUGGGGGGCUAUGGUGGGAUGGGAGGCUAUGGAGGAAUGGGAUCUUAUGGAGGCAUGGGAUCCUAUGGAGGAAUGGGUAUGGGAAUGGGAGGAUAUGGCGGCUACGGAGGUAUGGGUGGUUACGGAAUGGGAGGGAUGGGGGGUAUGUAUGGGGGCUACAACCGAUUCAUGGACAGCUAUGAAACCAGGAUACCUACCCUGAAAAGUCUACUUGAGCCUUGUAAGAGAAACCGAAUGAUGUUCGAAGAUUAUUUUAAAGCAGCAAACUUGUUGGAGGCGGCAAAACAUAACCGAACUCCGUGGAAGUUGAUAGAUGACGACCCUACUGGCGAAAAAUUUGGGUUCAUACAGAUGGCAGAGGAGCGGUCGCGUCCAGCCUUCGAGUCCAUCCAGAGCCUGGUGAAUGCUGUCGGCAGCGUGGCCAUGAUGCUGGAGAGCACCUUCUUCGCUAUGACCAGCUCAUUCAGAGCUGUUUUGGGGGUGGCAGAAAACGUCGGUCGUCUGCGAUCACUCUUCGCACAAUUCUGGUCCACCUUCGCAGUGGUACGGACCCUGAACUGGAUCAUUAGGAAGCUGAUGGUGCUCAUCGGGAUCAGGACUGAGAAUGAAUUCCAGGCCUGGGCCGAAGCUGUCGCCUCAACACAGCAAAACGGCCUCCCCGCCCAAGGACCUCAAGGCAUCCGCUACUCCGGAUGGCCAGUGAUCAUGUUCUUCGCCGUGGUAGCCGCCGCGCCGUACAUUGUGCUGAAAAUGAUGACCAGACUCAAUUCUACCAUUCAGGAGACUUUGGCUGACCCAACAACGUGGCAGAACCCGCCAAAGGCGAUCGCCAACUACACCUUCACGGCCACAUCUCCUCAGGAGCUCACCGUCCAGGAGAACCAGAUCUUCCACGUGGCUCCCACACACCUUCAACAGCAUUUAAUGAACUCUGGCUGGCUGAUGGCUACCACAGACGGAAAGACCGCUGGUCUAGUGCCUGUUAAUUAUUUUAAAAUUAUAACGCCUGCCCCAACUGAACAAAAUCAAGGAGACAACCCUCAAAAUAUUGCCCCUCCUCCUGGUUUAGAGAAGAAGACCUCUUAAAUACUUGCUUAGGAGAGGAAUUGUCGUUUUUGCGAUGGGUAGAUGGCAGCACUGGCGAGUUUGGCAGCUUGUGAUUGUUAUUUGGAAUGGAUCUAAUGACCUAACUCGCCACUAGCGCCACUGCAAGUUGUAAAACUACGAUAAUCUCUUAGGUGAUAGGUAUUUUUCAAUUAUCGUAAUUGUAAUUUAAGUAUUUUUCCCAAAAUAUAAUGACUGCCGACUCCAGCCGUUGAUUUGCUAUGUCCUGCAUAUUUUUUGAAUGAAAAUGUCUGACGCUGACAUACGAUAUGUGAAAAACGAUUGUUUCGAACGAAUACCUUUAAUUAUAAAUGCAAAUAUCAACCUUAGUUCACUUGAAAUAAGGUUUAAAAUAUAUGAAUGUGGCAAGUCUGAUGAAACUAUACAGUAAUGUCAACAUUAUGCCGUUUAAAAUAAAGGUGAAAGUAGAUCAAAAUAUUGUGAACUUACAACAUUGCAUAGCAAAGUACACUGUCACUAGCUUAACCUUAUUUUAAACCUUAAUAUUGUUAUACUUAAAGUAGAUAUUUGCUUGAGAAAAAACCAAGUAACAAUGAUAUUUUCUAAAUAAAAUGUAUGGAGUAAGACCUAAGUAAUACUCGACUUGACUUGGAAUUGUAAGAAGACUGUAAUAGUGUGCUGAUUCGGCGUUUAGCCAGUUCGACUGGAUUUUUGGAUAGAUAUUUAGGAAGGGAUUUAAAGAAAAGCUUAGAAAUUGGUAAAAUUAUUAACAUAAUGCAAUUAUGUAGCUGAAAAGGACUUCGGCCGUUUUCUCAGCGUUCUUCGUUCAACCAAUUAAAACCAUUAGUAUGAGUUUGCUUUCUGUUUAAAGUAAUCGAAACGAGAGCGCGUUCGACGCUUUGAUUGGUUGGUUUAUUCGCCGGCCAAUCAGAGCGCCGAACGGUCUCUCGUUUAACGUAAAGCAAAUUCGUACUAAGGGUACAGAUUUAAUAAGGUGGCCUAAUUUUUAAGCCCACCAUUUUAUUUUCAUUAAACUUUAAUCGACAACGAUGAUUGAGUGUUCCAACAUUAUUUUGAUAAUAAUUACAGGACGAAUUCUAUAUCAAAAUCAAUUAUAAUACAUAAUAAUUAAUAAAACUAUGAUUAAAAAUCGUACCCUUUUCAAAAUGAUUUUUAAUUUGAAAAAGAGAAAAGAGUGUUGAUAAUAUAAAUGUGAUAAAAGUCACAAAAAUAAUUUUACCUGUGAUUUAAUUUGACCGAAACGAUUUCGCGAAAGCCCUUGCUUUAAGCGGGUAGGCAGUGUUAGUUGUAUUUUAUCGUUUGUCUUUACGGUAGUUUUGAAAGCAUUGUCCAAUUCAGGGAUUUCUUUUAUUUUUACGUAAUUUUUAUUUAUUCGUCUAUUAUAUUCUGUCUCCAAUGAUUGACGUUUGAUUCAUUCCAAAGUAAGAUUUCGUUUUUGCAAUGAAUUUUAGGGUCCAUUUUCGUUAGGACACCAAAACGAAUCGGGAGAAAAUACCGUUUUGGUAAUGAAUUGAAUCAAUGAACUAAACAGAGGGAUCAUUGAUUCAAUUCAUUACUUGGCGGUGGCAACACAGUGUCCUAAAACAUUUAGACUCUGAGUGUGUCCCUGAUACUCUAUUCAAUGAAAAUCUUGUAUGUGUCUAGAUGUAAGUUUAGAAUAAGUAGGUGUCUAUAUUAUAUUUCUAUGCAUUUUACCUUUACACUGCGUUUGUAUUAUUCGGUACUAUGGAAUGGUGUAGGUGCAAUUAAUUUGUUUUAAUUUAGUUCAUUUUAUUAGGAAAUUCAUUGGGUAUAAAUUUUCGUGGUCUAAAAAUUAUUUUUAUCCGAGAUCUAUUGUAGUUAUAUGGGUGGUUAUAGGCGAUGACGGAAUCACGUCGGAACUUCUGCGAGCGGGUGGAAAACCGAUACUUUUAGUCCUCCAGAAGCUAUUCAAUUCCGUCAUACUCGAGGGAACCACGCCGGCAGCAUGGCAACGGAGUGUGGUGGUUCUGUUCUUUAAAAAAGGCGACAACUGUCUGCUAAAGAACUACAGACCUAUCUCACUUCUGAGCCAUGUGUAUAAGCUGUUUUCGAGGGUCAUCACGAACCGUCUCGAACGCAGGCUUGAUGACUUCCAGCCUCCCGAACAAGCCGGAUUCCGAAAAGGUUUCAGUACCAUAGACCACAUUCAUACGCUGCGGCAGGUUAUACAGAAGACCGAGGAGUAUAACUUGCCACUAUGCUUGGCGUUUGUGGACUAUGAGAAAGCCUUCGAUUCAAUCGAAACCUGGGCGGUGCUGCAGUCUCUCCAGCGGUGCCACAUCGACUAUAGAUACAUCGAGGUUUUGAAGUGUUUGUAUAACAACGCCACCAUGCGCAUCCGACUCCAGGAAGAGACUACGAGGCCAAUCCAGCUGCGGAAGGGCGUGAGACAGGGAGACGUUAUAUCUCCGAAACUGUUCACGAACGCACUGGAGGACGUUUUUAAGCUCUUGGACUGGAGCGGACGCGGCAUCAACAUUAAUGGCGAAUACAUCACUCAUCUCCGUUUCGCCGAUGACAUAGUCGUAAUGGCAGAGUCGCUGGAAGAGCUGAACACCAUGCUCAGCGACCUCAAUACCGUUUCCCAACAGGUGGGCCUUAAAAUGAACAUGGACAAGACGAAAAUCAUGUCAAAUGUCCAUGUUGCACCUAUACCGGUUGUCGUUGGGAGCGAUAUACUCGAAGUUGUAGACCACUACACAUACCUGGGUCAGAUCAUCCAGCUAGGUAGGUCCAACUUCGAGAAAGAGGUCGCUCGAAGAAUCCAACUCGGAUGGGCAGCAUUUGGGAAGUUGCAUGAAGUCUUCUCAUCAAAAAUCCCGCAGUGUCUGAAGACCAGGAUGUACAACCAGUGUGUGUUGCCAGUGAUGACGUACGGUACCGAGACAUGGUCCCUAACUGCUGGCCUUUUAGAAAGGCUCAGAGUCGCCCAGCGCGCGAUGGAGAGAGCUAUGCUCGGAGUAUCUUUGCGCGACAAAAUCCGAAAUAUGGAAAUUCGCCAAAGAACAAGAGUUACAGACAUAGCUCUCAAAAUAUGCAGGCUGAAGUGGCAAUGGGCAGGCCACGUCGCUCGGAGGACUGAUGGCCGCUGGGCCAGGAAGGUGACUGAGUGGCGACCGCGGACCGGAAGACGCAGCGUGGGCAGACCUCCCACUAGGUGGACCGACGACAUCGUCAGAGUGGCGGGGAGCCAGUGGAUGCAGGUGGCGGCUUGUCGUUCUACGUGGAGGACCAAGGGGGAGGCCUUUGUUCAGCAGUGGACGUCUCUCGGCUGAUGAUGAUGAUGAUGAUUGUAGUUAUAAUGUCUACUGCUAAUUAUGGAAUAUUUGGCGAAUAAUGCCAUGUUUUUUGGUCAAUAGAUUAGGCAGAUCGACUAUGUAUUUUCAUAUUUUGAUAUCAUAAUGCGCACUCAAUCUUUACUUGUUUUUAAGACGUAGCCAACACAUCUCAUAUACAAAAUAUGAAGUGGAUCACUACAAUACCAUCACGUUUGUGGCGUUUAGGAGCAAUCCGUUUACACCAUGUAUAUCGCUCUGAUGAAAUGGGCUCAAAGAUGCUAUGUAAAUCCUGGC